UUGAGGCAAGGGCGUUGGAGAGGGGUCGGGCACGACAGAGUACUACGCUCAUGGCCCCGUACAUGUUUUGUGAACGUGGUUUGAAGAAGAAAAAGUGAAAGCCAGGCGCCACACUGGUUUUACUCCAGGGACCGGAGUAAGUUAUCCCGCAGUGCUCCCUCGGAGGCCAAUGGGAGCGCAGGCCAGCUGCGCGCUCCGGCCCAGCCGAGCAUCCUGGGGGGCGUGGUCCCGCGCCGUGGCGGAUUCUGGGUAAUGUAGUCCCGCCGCGUGGCUGGAGUCGGUCCCCAGCUGGUGACUGCAUUGACCCCUUGUUCUUCGGUGGCGCUGGCACACAUGGCAUUCAGGGAUGUGGCUGUGGAUUUCACCCAGGAAGAGUGGCUGCUGCUGAGCCCUGCUCAGAGGUCGCUGUACAGGGAGGUGAUGCUGGAAAACUACAGCAACCUGGUUUCACUGGGAAUCCCAUUUUCUAAACCAAAGCUCAUCACCCAGCUGGAGCAAGGAAAGGAAACCUGGAGAGAGGAGAGAAAAUGCCCACCAGCCACUUGUCCAGGAGAGCCAGCGCCAGAGCUCCACCUGUGUGCUCCCUGCCCUCCGGGCUUCUCCGGUCAGAAGUUCCACGUGCGGCACAUGCUGUGUAGUCACCCCCCGUGGAUCUUCCCACGCUUGUGCGCAGAAAAUCACGUCCAGCCAGGGGAUCUGUGCCAGGGGGACCAGAGAAAGCAGCAACAAGCCUCUGAUCCAAGUUGCUGGAGUGAUAAAGCAGAAGGUCAAGGGACAGAAGGCACCAAGCCUUCAUUUGGAAAGACAAAGAAAAGAGCUUUAACAGCAUUAUCCAAGCCACCCCAAAGGCAGCCAGUCAGCUCUAGGAAUGGCAUCAGAGGGGUGGAGACAGAGGCCACCCCGGCCCAGACGGAGAAUCCGGAGGAAACAGACAAAUUACUGCGGAGGAUAGAAGUCUUGGGAUUUGGAACAGUCAAUUGUGGAGAAUGUGGACUGGGCUUCAGCAAGAUGACAAACCUGCUCAGUCACCAGAGGAUACACUCAGGGGAGAAGCCAUAUGUGUGCGGGGUGUGUGAGAAGGGCUUUAGUCUAAAGAAGAGCCUUGCCAGGCACCAGAAGGCACACUCGGGGGAGAAACCUAUCGUGUGCAGAGAGUGUGGACGAGGAUUUAACCGGAAGUCAACACUCAUCAUACACGAGAGGACACACUCAGGUGAAAAGCCUUUUAUGUGCGGUGAAUGCGGGCGAGGCUUCAGUCAGAAGUCAAACCUCAUCAUACACCAGAGGACACACUCGGGGGAGAAGCCCUACGUGUGCCGGGAGUGCGGGAAAGGCUUCAGCCAGAAGUCAGCGGUCGUUAGACACCAGAGGACGCACUUGGAGGAGAAGACCAUCGUGUGCGGUGAUUGCGGACUAGGCUUCAGCGACAGGUCAAACCUCAUCUCACACCAGAGGACGCACUCGGGGGAGAAGCCUUACGCCUGCAAGGAAUGCGGGCGAUGCUUCAGGCAGAGGACGACCCUUGUCAACCACCAGAGGACACACUCAAAGGAAAAGCCUUAUGUGUGCGGCAUGUGUGGGCACAGCUUUAGCCAGAAUUCAACCCUCAUCUCCCACAGGCGGACGCACACCGGGGAGAAGCCUUACGUAUGUGGGGUGUGUGGGCGAGGCUUUAGCCUGAAGUCACACCUCAAUCGACACCAGAACAUACACUCAGGGGAUAAGCCCAUCGUGUGCAAGGACUGCGGGCGGGGCUUCAGCCAGCAAUCCAAUCUCAUCAGACACCAGAGGACACACUCCGGGGAAAAGCCCAUGGUGUGCGAGGAGUGCGGGCGAGGCUUCAGCCAGAAGUCAAACCUCAUUGCACACCAGAGGACACACUCAGGGGAAAAGCCAUACGUGUGCAGAGAGUGCGGGCGAGGCUUUAGUCACCAGGCAGGUCUCAUCAGGCACAAGAGGAAACACUCGAGGGAGAAGCCCUACAUGUGCAAGCAGUGUAGCCUAGGCUUUGGCAACAAGUCAGCUUUAAUCGCCCAUAAGUGGGUCCAUUCAAAAGAGAAGCCCUGUGUAUGCAGAGUGUGCGGCCAAGGCUUUAUCCAAAAGUCAUACCUCGUCUUACAUCAGAUGACACACCAGGAGGAGAAGCCUUAGGUGUGCGAGAUGUGGGCGAGGCUCACCUCAGCAGACACAGGAGAAUGAAGUCUCUCCACCACAAACUGCCACUCCAGAUUGACAGACCUAUUGAGCAAUCUUCUGACCUGUUACACGCUCUUUAAAAAUGAAAAUGCUGGUGAGAACUAAAUCGAAAUUUUUACACUUUGAUGAAAGGAGGUAGAAAAAUUCAUUCCAUAAGUGGUCAAAGGACAUUUGGUUCAUUUACUUUCUUCACACAAAGUCUUCAUGUUUUGUGGCCUUUAAUAAACUUUGCUUCUUUACAACUCUCU
Pipistrellus kuhlii (Kuhl's pipistrelle) is the source of this 2444-nucleotide messenger RNA. It is a transcript of the gene ZNF133, whose product is annotated as zinc finger protein 133. Gene Ontology annotation, biological process: regulation of DNA-templated transcription. Bases 334 to 2151 code for a protein of 605 amino acids. Lineage: Eukaryota; Metazoa; Chordata; Mammalia; Chiroptera; Vespertilionidae. The transcript has 5 exons. The record is from RefSeq and is a predicted model, not a curated record.